UGUGAGGGAAGAAGAGCGGCCGUGCAGCUCAGUGAAGAAGUCUUAUGACUCGGAUUUGCCCCGCCGCCGCCGCCGCCGUCUCCUACUACCGUGGGCUGCUUAUGUCAACAGUAGCCUAGACCACCACCCCCACCUCUCGCUGAACAUCACCACCUAAAACACACAUAUCUCCACCCAGUUCUACAGUUUUAUUGGAUUGCUGCAAACGGAUUGAUCCAGUUACUUGCUGCAUAUGUUCAUGAUAACUCAUUCGGGUGAAAGAUGUUUCAUGUAUAAUGUUGGUGCGUUAUGAGCUCAGAAAACAGCUGCAGGAGGAGUAAAAACCAGCCUCAUCCUUCUUGACGCGUCAGACUGUAAACAUGUGAAUAAACAACACCAUCUCUCCGACAUGAGAAAAGGCACGACCUGCACGGCGUUAAGGUUUUUGUGGACUAUUUGAGAUACGGUGUGUUAAUACUUGUUGGGAGAAGAUGAUCUGCUGCAUCCUGCUGCUCCUCACACUGACCUCCUGUGUCUGUGGAACAUUUGUAGUGAAUGUGGCACAGAGCUCCUAUCAGGCAGAGGAGAACCACAACAUCACACUGGAGUGGAGCUUCACAACCAAACCUCACACUCCACCUGACUCCCUUUUUAUCAUAUGUGAGCUGUUAACUGAUGACCAUAAAGAUUCAAAAGUCCUGUAUCAUCUACAUGAGGGUGUUGAGGUCCCAGAGUCUCAGGAUGAACAGUUUUCAGGACGAGUCCAGUGUGACAAAGACGUCCUCAGAGAAGGACGAAUCAGACUUCAUGUGUCCAGACUGAGGACUGAGGAUUCAGGACUGUACCUGUGUGAGGUCAACACAUAUUAUGGUGCAAACAUUGGCAAAUGUCAACUCAGCGUUUCUGCAGCUGCUGACACAUACUCUGAGCCCAAACAUCAGAGUUUAACUGUGAGACCAAAACCAGAGAGUCGGGGAAGGAUCGGCCUCUAUACUGGACUGGGACUGGCGGCGGGAGCAGCAGCAGCAGCAGCAGGAGCAGGAGCAGCAGGAGCAGCAAUAGCAGUUCUACUCGUCAAACUCCGCUGUGCCUAUAGUCGUCAGCUGAAUCCGAUGACACGAGAGAGGGGGCCGAUGCUGGAUCAGAUCCAUCAGGACUAACGGGACCCUCAAGUCUGUCAGAAUGAGUCAGAGCAUCGGGUCAAGACCUGAGUCUCUCCCUCCAACAUCUGUUACAAGUCUCAGAAAACUGUCAUAUAUGUAAAUAUUGUAAAUUAACCUGUAUUUAAAUGUGAGACGUUGUUAUGGCUCUUCUGUGUGUAAAAAGACUAGAAAUCAAAGCUCAAGGUCACGGUGAGAGUUUUUAGCCAUUACUCAAGAUUUCACACAACAGUUGGUUCAUAUUUUCUGACUCUGGAUAAAAAGGGAUGUAACCUGAAACUAGUCUGGUGGCGACUUUUACUCAAGCACCUCCACUGAAAUCAAACCUUUCCAUCCAUUUUACUUUGUUGACUUCUAAUCUCUGAUCUGAGGCUUUAAACGUCUCCGGCCUCCUCCUAAUCAUCCCCACGCCGCAAGAACAUCAAUAUGUUUUAAUGUCCCCUGCCUCUACAGCUCGAGUGAACCCCCCCCCUCUCCACGCAGACCACCAUCCAUAUUAAUGACACAAGCAUUAACUUGCCUUAAAUUAGUCAGUGUUCGCCACAGCUCCCCAGCUCCCGCAGAGCUGCUCAACGACUCUCAGCAACAACACUCAUCAUGUCAACCUCCAUUUACCCCUCAGCCAUAUUUAUUUAACCGCGCCACCACAUCCAAACAACAGCCCCCCCCCCACCCUGAAGGGAAUACAUUUCAGCACCGGACACUGAAGCAGCAUAAAGAGACCGUUCACCCAGGAGAGUGUAAAUCACAACAGGAGACGAAAAGCUAGUUUAAAAUACUAUUAUUAUUAUUUAUGGUACUUUUUUCUCACAUGAGUGUUUUUGCAGUUACAAAAAGUUACAGUUACUGGUCCAACAAGCAACUUCUUCUCUCUCUCAAGUCAAUAAGUUUCCAGUCGGUUUAGAAAACGGCUGUUAUAAUACAAGAAUACACAUAGUAUGUACAAAACAAAACAAAAAUUAACAGGUAUCUCAUGUUCAGGGUCGUUUGGUAUUAGAACAGCAGGAAUCACCUCACGAACAAACUGAGGGAAUGAACAAAAACCAAGUGUGAAACUGUAACUUUUAAUGAACUUCAAAGCGGGAGAUGUGUUGCUUCUGAACAUAGCGGUUAACCAGUGACACUGAUAAUGCAGAAAAUGACAAAAGGUGUCUGUUUUUUCACUUAACUUCACCUUUCAACAGCCAAAAUAUACACGUUUCCUCUUCCAAAUCCCUCCCAUCACUCGUUGAGCUGCAGUGUUUUUAAACUUGAUUUACUCAGACAGGCAGAGCUGAACUCUGUCCCGGCCCCACGGUUUAGGAUAGCGGUUAAAGCUCGGGAGACUUUGGCAAGGUCACAAAUCACAAGACGUCAUGGGAGGUAAGAGCAGAUAGCGGUUAUUUAAAGUUUAAUGGAACGGGUGUGAUGGUGGAUAAUUAACCCGAAUGACAGGAAUCUGCCCUUGUGUUUAAAUUCCUUUUCAGUAAAGUUAAUGAUCAAGUUUCAAAAAACUAUUUAACUCAAGUUUUAAAGGAACAGUUUGGCACUUUGGGAUAAAAAUUUAUUCACUAUCUUGCUGAGAGUUGGACGAGAAGCAGCCAGUUAGCUUAGCUUAGCAUAAAGACUGGAAACAGAGGGAAACAGCUAGCCUGUCUGUCAUUUUUACACUUUGGUUUCUGAAUGGAUUAAACAAACAAGAUUGAGCUGUAACAAUUAAUAGAUGAGCUGAUGUAAAGAAAACGUAUUUCCAAUUUUAUCUUUUCUGAUGUUUUAAAGAGCAAAUGAUUAAUCGAAUAAAUUAAGAAAAUAAUCAGCAGAUUAAUCAAAAACAAAAAUGAUUUUUAGUUGCAGCUUUAAAGCGAAAUAUAUCAUGUUAAUUAGUGAGCUUUAGAUUUAACCCUUAAACAGAGCCAGGCUAGCUGUUUCCCCCUGAUUCCACUCUUUAUGCUAAGCUAAGCUAACCAGCUGCCGGAUGUAGCUUCAUAUUGAGCGUGAUGUCCAGCUUCUCGUCCAACUCAAA
This is a messenger RNA of Seriola aureovittata, 3141 nucleotides long. RefSeq lists its product as uncharacterized. The coding region runs from base 471 to 1139 and encodes 222 amino acids. The record is from RefSeq and is a predicted model, not a curated record. Lineage: Eukaryota; Metazoa; Chordata; Actinopteri; Carangiformes; Carangidae. Gene Ontology annotation, biological process: T cell costimulation; negative regulation of T cell proliferation; cell surface receptor signaling pathway. The transcript has 7 exons. Gene Ontology annotation, cellular component: external side of plasma membrane.